Molecule: messenger RNA, 1286 nt
Organism: Ilex paraguariensis (yerba mate)
Lineage: Eukaryota; Viridiplantae; Streptophyta; Magnoliopsida; Aquifoliales; Aquifoliaceae
Source: the annotation of a GenBank genome assembly
AAAUUCAAAGCACUGAUAGGGAUCGCUCUUGUUCAGCCAUUAAUUUAAUCUUCUAGGGUUAGGGUUUCAAAUUCACAAUCUCUGAUCCAAAAGCAAUAAGCACAAGAAAAUGCGUACCACUCGGCGGUGUUGCCACACUUUCCUCGCUUUCAUUCUCAAAUUCGUUAAUUUCCUCCAAACAUUCGUUGGUCUCUCGAUCGUUAUAUACUCUGCCUAUAUGCUUAAUCAAUGGCAUAACAAUCACUCUCAAAGCCCUGUACAUUUACCUCCGUCGCCGGACUUUCCUGACGCAAUUUUGUCGAAUUUCGACGCAGUUAAGGGUCCUGAUCACGUCACUCCUUUGAAUUUGGCAGCCAACGUCGUUUCCGGUCUAGAAUUCAAUGUCCAAAAUCUUCCCGCUCCAUGGUUCAUAUAUGCAUUUAUGGGAGUGGGGGUUGUGGUAUGUUGUAUCUCUUGCAUUGGUCACAUUGGAGCUGAAGCAAUUAAUGGGUGUUGCCUUUGCUUUCAUGCUUUACUCACAACCGCACUCAUUUUACUGGAAGUGGCUUUGGUGGCAUUUGUUGCACUUGAUCAUCAUUGGGAGAAGGAUCUUCCAUUUGACCCAACUGGAGAACUGUAUAGAAUUCGGGCUUUCAUCGAAAACAAUGUUGAAGUUUGUAAGUGGGUUGGAAUCAGUUUGGUUGUAAUUCAGGUUUUAUCCCUACUUCUCGCAAUGAUCCUGCGAGCCAUGGUUUCUAUAAGGCGAGAAGACAGUGACAUUGAGGGAGGCUAUGAUGUUAGCGAUAGAACACCACUGCUAAAUCCACAACUAAGCCAAACAUAUGGGUCAAUCAAAGGCAUUAGAACUCACUCUGACAGCUGGAGCUCACGCAUGAGAGAAAAGUAUGGACUGAGCAAUGGUGGUGAAAACUCUAAUUUACUAAAUCAGAAUGCAUCGGUUGACAUGAAAUCUUAGAAGUGAAGAUCAGAGAACUUACUAUUUCCAGUAAACAAGACCAGACCUGCAAAUGUGUUUACUGAAGGACUCCAGCUAAAGGUGAGCUAUGGGUUAAGGACUGGUUGAUGCCUAUGUGAAAAAUGGGAAAGUUUGUGGUUUGUUUAAUAGUCCAUGAUCACGUAAUAGUUGUUUGAGGUACGUUGAAUAAAUUGAUGCAACCAUCAACUGUGGAGGGUUUGCCACUUGUAUUUUAUUUCCUAACAUUUGAGGAUUGUGUCGGACAUGUUCAUCCUAAGAAAACACAAGUUUGUUAUGUGUAAGGCUGAUAGUCGAAAGAGUUCCACUCGAG